AUGUGCUCAUGCUUUGGCGGCGUUUCCUUUCGUCUUUCCAUCCUGGCUAGGGAACCUUGGCUAACUGGUUCCCUAGAUGACGAGCUACCCUCGCUCGAUGAGGCGACCAGUUCCGUCGAUGCCCUGGUCUCCGAUGAUCCCAUGCCACACUUUGGGGGCCUAUCGAGGCCUGCCGUCCCGACCCCGCCGCCUGGUCUCGGACCUCCUCAAAGAACGGCAUCGCCGGCCCUACGGCAAGCGCCAGUCCCAGUUGUGCCCCUCACGCCACAUGCGCCAACAGCUCCGAAAGCAACGCCUACGAUGGCCAACGUCGUCCGGGCGGCCACUCCCGACCUCACACCUCGUAAGAAGGUCCCCGGAUCUGAAGCUAAGAAAAACAUCAAGGCUCUGGCCAUUGAAAGCGGGCUUUCUAAGGACAUUGCAUCGCAAGCAUCCCCAUCCAAAACCAAAUCCGUUUUGCAGGAGGAAGACUUUCCUGCGUUAGACGCUGUCAAGGCGAAUGCUGCCAAGGCAAACGCUCAACGACCCGGGACACCGGCAAGGUCUGCAGUGUCGACACCGAAAAUUGCACCCGCGAGCAUCAAGAAACCUCAAGCGGAACCUCCUGCCUCCUUUAGUGAAGCUCCGAAGCCAACGCCCAAACCAGUAGAGAAAAAGCCUGUUCCAAGUGUCCUAAACAUCGCUGCAGCCACAAAGGCCGCGCAGCUGAAGCCCGCGGAGCCCACAACGGCUGAGCACUCUGAUUCUUCAGCUUUUCCAGCUCUGCCAACCCCUACAACUGCCAGCGUGGCAUCUCCUGUCACAAGAACAGCACCCAAGACGUUACGGGUCGUUCCGACACCCAAGACCGAGGUGCCCCCCGCGUUGGUAACGGGCGCUUUCUCUGCCGCCGCCAGAGCCGUUUCCUCUGCUUCUGGGCGUCCUGGAACCCCGGCGAGCGAGAUCAUCAGUGACAGCGCUUCCAUCGUGUCAGCGUCUAUCUCUGCAUCUCGUACGAGCUCUCCCCCUCCCUCAAAAGUCGGGACUGCUCCUGUGCGUGCCACGACGAAAAGCCAACAGCGCAAACAACGCAAAGAGGCUCACAAGGAGCAGUCAGCAUCCAUUGUUGAGACAACAAAGCAACCGGAGCCCGAAGAACAAGCCCCUAUCAUUGGCCGCAAGAAAAAGCAGAAGAAGGAGAAGGCACCUAGCCAAACGUCUGCGGCAGCCAAGAAGGCAGCCGAGCGCGCUGCUACUCCUCCUGUACCACUUAAGAUAGAAGAGCCUCCCGCUCCUCCGAAGCCUAUCCUUGAGAGGACAGUCGUGGAUUUGCCCCCUCCCAAGGGCAAGGCGGCCAAGACCGCUGCUAAGAAUGCUAAGGCUUUGGAGGAGAAGGGCAAAGCCAAGGAGAGUAUCGCUGCUCCCGCGCCACCCACGCCUCCAGCUGCGACUGCAGUCUCCAUGGUGGAGGAGUCCCAAGACAUUGCCGAAAACCCCAAGACUAUUCCCGAGGUUGUUUUCCAAGACCUAGUUAGUGUCGGGGAAGCUCCUCCUGCAGAUCUUCUUACUCUGCUUAAGCCUCUCAUGGAGCAGAACACCCGCCUUGAUCGAGCACAAGCCGCCGCCCAAGGCAAAAAUCCUCCCCCAUCUACGACAACCAAGGGCAUUAUCACCGAGUCGGAUCAUGCUACUCUUCUGUCCGGACAGCCGGUUCGAAAAGUAAUUGAGGGUCAGCGUGUGCUUAUUACUCCCAACGGCGACUGCCUCCGCAACCUCACAGAAGAGGAGGAAGAUAAAUACCUAGAACUUCAGAUGUUUGUCGCUGAGGCGAGCGACCAGCCCGAUAGCUUUGUGGCACCUCGCCACCAAGCUCGUCCCGGUGGCUUCUCCCUCAUCAAAGGUCGCGCCGUGCCGAACGGGCCUCCGUCGUACUUCCCGCCGUCACCUAACGCACAGAAGAUGUUCUCCGAUGACCCGGUCAACAAGAUCCAACGUGAGGAGGCCAUCAGCUACAUUAAUCAGUAUGUCCUCCCACGCCUUAACCUCGGCAACACGAACUUGUUCCCAGGCAGCUGGAAGUCAGCUCCUGGGGCCAAGGACGCCCUCUCAGCGCGCGAGACGGCUGCGGCAAGCCUUAAUUCCCUGGCUCCAUAUAUAUACGGUCACGACGCGGCUGCUGGUGCUGGCAUCUACUCCGCUGAGAGUGGUGGCUCUGGCAAGGACAUACCUGAGGAUGAGACUCCGUUCGGGGGCCUUGACUCGCCUCACCAGCAGGGCGAAGCGGCGGUCAACGCUUCCGCUUCCGCGGCGUCUGCUGCAGCAGCCGCUGCCGCCCAGGCUCACGCGCAACACGGCAGCGCCAACAGCGCGCACCCCAAGCUUCCCGGCACACCUCUUAACAGCAUGACACUGAUGAGUGUCGAAGAUGCCGAAGCCGCGCUCGCUCUGGCACGUAAGGAGACGGAGAAGUUGGAGAAAAAUCUCAACCAGGCCAUCAAGCGCAACCGCCGACUUCUUCUCGGAAGCAGAUGA
This is a messenger RNA of Colletotrichum truncatum, 2511 nucleotides long. RefSeq names its product general negative regulator of transcription subunit 4. NCBI's taxonomy places the organism in Eukaryota, Fungi, Ascomycota, Sordariomycetes, Glomerellales, Glomerellaceae. The record is from RefSeq and is a predicted model, not a curated record.